UAGCGAGACGCCUCACGUGACCAAGGCUGACACUUUCUCGCCGCGGGUGGACGUGGUUCUUGCCCACUCUUUUGCUCUCCUCGUCUUCAUGCAUAUUCGCGCAGAGGACACCACGCAGUCGUCUGGCGCGUCCCCAGCCCUCAGGUUACUCCCCCCGUCAUGGCCUGGAGGCGAGCGAGAACACGCUCCUCGUCUCGCCCGGUCCACCGUAUCAAUUAGCGGGCUUGUUUGGGAGCAGCAGGCGCGGAGAAGAAAAGAUGUCCUGGAUGGUGCCAUGUGAAUGACUGAAGACCAUGAAGCCCACUCGCAAGCUGCUGUUCGUCCUGUGUCCCAUGCUGGUCCUAGGCUUCAUUUACUAUUCCUCUGGGAAGCUACACCUACACGUAUGGGGCCAGAAGUUACAGCUUGAUGCUGAUGUGGCAACAGUAGUCCCGACUAAAGGGACUGAAGUGAAAAGAAUUGCAGAGCUGGAAUCAGAUACCUCCGUGGGACUAAUUGUAGGCUCAGUGUAUGAUAAUCAGGGCUUUUUGCUGCAGCUAGACACAAAAUUGCCACCAGAGUUGGCAUACAAGUACGGCAAUCUCAGUGAAGGAGUAUGCAAGCCAGGAUAUGCAGCAGCAAAGAUGACCACCAUCUAUCCAAAGUUCAUGAAGGCAGCACCCAUGUUUCUUGACCCCAACUUCAAGCGACUCGCAAAAGUCAGCAGUUAUUUGCCUCCGUUUGGAUUCAAAACCCAAGAGAGAAUCAUUGACAGCAUUUUGACCACCACCAAAAACUUUGGACUUGGAGACGAGCUGGACAGUCUCAGCUGUAAAAGAUGUAUCAUUGUGGGAAAUGGAGGCAUCCUAUCCGACAAGUCGCUGGGUUCCGUUAUAGACGACUAUGAUGUCGUGGUCAGAUUGAAUGAAGCCCCGGUGGCCGGUUACAGCAAAGACGUCGGGACCAAAACUACACUAAGAAUUACCUAUCCAGAGGGAGCUAUUCAGAAGCCUGAACAUUAUGAAAAGGAUUCCCUUUUUGUGUUUUCUGCUUUCAAACCACCGGACUUCAAGUGGCUUCGGCAGAUGGUCUUUAAGGAGAGACUGCGAGGAACCGAGGGUUUUUGGAAGUCCGUGGCCCAGCAUGUGCCUCGCGAGCCCGGCGAGAUCAGAAUCCUCAACCCCUACUUCAUCCAGGAGGCCGCCUUCCAGUUCAUAGGCCUGCCUUUUAACAACGGCAUCAUGGGAAAAGGGAACAUUCCAACCUUAGGCACGGUUGCCAUAACGAUGGCGCUGCACAACUGUGAUGAGGUGGCGGUGGCCGGUUUCGGCUACGACAUGAGCAUGCCCCACGCCCCGCUGCACUAUUACGAGACUGUCAAGAUGUCCGCUAUUAAGGAGUCGUGGACCCACAACAUAUCCAAGGAGAAGGAGUUCCUGCGCAAGUUAGUGAAGGCCAACGUCAUCACAGACCUCACCAAUGGUAUCUGAGUAGACUUCUCUCUUUACUGCGGCCCUUUCCCCACGGACUACCGCACAGGAAGCCGGGAAAAGGCAAGAAAGAAAGCCCAGUGGCCUUCGCACUGUGGGCUUCUCAUAUCAGAGGACAGGACUUCAAACCCAAGAAGUCAGUUUUGUGGUGACUUGCACACGUGCCUUCUGAACCAAAGACGCCGACCGACGCACGCAGUCGGCCACACGGGGCGGGGCGACUGGAUCCGCCCACUUCCUGUCUGAUCUCCUGCAUUUGAGCGGCUACCACUUUAGUUUUGACUUUGGGAAGAGCAGAAGUGAAGCUGACAGGGUGCAGGGACGGGCCGAGUAUUAGCAGUGCCAAACGUACCUCCGACGAGAGAGAAGUGGCGCUCCUCUCCUUUUCUUGACUGCCUGAAUGUAUUCACUUCCCUCAGUGUCAAUGGCAGAUUUAGAUUUGUACCUUUUAACCAGCGCCCUUCCCGCCUGUCCUCGGUUCUUUGGGUUCCGUCCAUUUGGUCACGAGCAGAGGUCAGCGAUGGACCUGCUGCCGGCUCCUUCAACAUGUACACGUAUUUGGCAGACCGACAAAAGGAUGAUUUAUUUAUGUGUAGGCAAUAAUGCAGAUCAAUCCGUGUUUUAAUACUUUUAUUUAUCUGAUUCUACAAUCAGACUGAAAAGCAGAAGAGGCGAUUGUUUUGCAGAAAUGUUCUCGAGGGAUUUAUUCCAGCUCGUCAUCCCUGUCAGGUGAACCCUGAUAGCUUUCAUUCGGACACUGGAUCUCUUGUGUGUGUGCACGUUUUUGUGCGCGCACGCGUGUGUGUGUGUGUGUAUGUGUGUGUGUGUGUGUGCGCGCGUCGGUACUGUCCGCAUCGCCACUGGACUGAAUGUCAAAACCUUUAUCAACCUCCCACUGCUGCAGAUCUUCUUGUGCACCAGAAAUGGAUAUUUUUUUGAUUGUCAACUCAAUGUACAUACACG
Messenger RNA from Nerophis lumbriciformis (worm pipefish), 2432 nucleotides. RefSeq names its product ST3 beta-galactoside alpha-2,3-sialyltransferase 3b (gene st3gal3b). The record is from RefSeq and is a predicted model, not a curated record. Lineage: Eukaryota; Metazoa; Chordata; Actinopteri; Syngnathiformes; Syngnathidae. Gene Ontology annotation, molecular function: sialyltransferase activity.